AUGUUUUUGAACGAGUUUUUACGACUUUUUCUUUUUCUUUUUGAACGAGUUUUUACGACUUCCGCGAAUAGGGAGCAAAAACACUAUACCAGCAAACAAGACUAUGAUAAAAAGCUAGAAAAAAAAAAACAUAGUAAAACAAUAUGGCGCCCCAAGAAAGGAAUUCGUUAUGAAAAUGACAUUUCGGACGCGACUGUACCUAAGAAGGAAGAAGAAGAGACCAAGAAAGACACAGAUUUUGAUGAUUUAUUGCCAUAUGUAGGAGAAUUUGGACUGUACCAGAAGAUAUUGUUCCUUUUGAUGAUACCUUUCGCCUUUUUCGUUGCUUUUGUUUACUUCUCACAAAUCUUCAUGACGUUGGUGCCUGAACAGCAUUGGUGUUGGGUUCCGGAGUUGGCCAACAUGAGCGUAGAAGAAAGACGAGCCCUGGCCAUUCCACCAUCAACAGGUCCGUUCUCGCAUGACCGCUGCAAGAUGUACUCCGCAGACUUCAAAGCAGCGCUGGCUCAGGGUAGAACAACCCCUGAUGAUGAGUGGCCUGUGGUGCCUUGUCAGUACGGAUGGGAGUACAACAAGAGUGAUGUGCCAUAUGAUACUAUUGCUUCCGAGUUGGACUGGGUUUGCGAGCAGGACAACUUAGCAGCAACAGCUCAAGCUAUAUUCUUCUGUGGAGCUAUAGUUGGUGGCCUUAUCUUUGGGUGGAUUGCUGAUAAAUACGGAAGGAUUCCUGCUUUAGUCGGCACAAACCUAUUGGGCUUCAUAGCAGGAGUCGGUACAUCGUUCUGCAACAGCUUCUGGUCCUUUGCUCUGUGUCGGUUCCUGGUCGGACUGGCGUUCGACAACUGUUUCACAAUGAUGUAUAUACUUGUCCUGGAAUACGUUGGGCCCAAAUGGAGAACAUUUGUGGCCAAUAUGUCCAUCGCUCUAUUCUUCACUCUGGCGGCUUCUCUACUGCCCUGGAUAGCGUUGUGGGCUGAUGAUUGGAGAAUUUUCGCUAUGGGAACCAGUUUGCCGUUCGCGUUGGCAAUUGCUACACCUUGGCUGGUUCCUGAGAGUGCAAGAUGGCUCGUAUCCCAAGGCAAAAUAGACAAGGCUUUGAUAAUUAUGAAGAAAUUCCAGAGGAUAAAUAAAACCAAGAUCCCAGACAAGGUCCUUAGUGAUUUCACGGAAUCCUCUCUUAGACAUAUUAAGAAAUCAGAAUCUGAAUCCAGGACUUAUUCAGUACUGGAUCUUUUCAAGACACCAAGACUUAGAAAGAAUGCGAUACUCCUUAUCGUGAUCUGGAUGGCGAUAUCCCUGGUAUUCGACGGUCACGUGAGGAAUGUUGGUUCUUUGGGUUUGGAUGUGUUCUUGACAUUCACUAUUGCGUCAGCUACGGAGCUUCCAGCUGACACUUUCCUAACUGCAGUUCUUGACAGGUGGGGCCGAAGAUGGUUGGCGUGUGGUUCUAUGGUAUUCAGUGGUAUUUUCAGCUUGUUGGCAACGGCUGUACCUAUAGGUGGACCUUCGGCCUCUCUUGCUAUCCUGGGUCGUUUCGCCGUGAAUAUUUCCUACAAUAUCGGGUUACAGUACGCAGCAGAACUUCUACCAACUGUGGUGCGAGCCCAAGGUGUGGCGCUAAUACACAUCAUGGGAUAUGUUGCUUCAAUCGUUGCCCCGUUCGUAGUGUACUUGGCCAACAUCUCUCAAGAUCUACCUCUUUUGAUUCUUGGUGUUCUUGGGAUCGUUGGUGGUCUCCUCUGCCUGUUCCUACCAGAGACUAUGGACACAGAGAUGCCUCUAACUCUUGCUGAUGGAGAGGACUUCGGGAAGAAUCAACGAUUUUGGGAUAUCCCUUGCUUCACCAGAAAAACAGUAGAGGAAGACGAAGAAAACCCAGGAAGAUACACUAAACGACCUUCAUUAUCUGCCACCAAUGCGCCCCAGGAAUUUAUUCGGGCUGCUCCAAGUGCCAUAGGAUCCAGAGCUUCUGUCAGGGCUUCGAUAAGAGCUUCAACCAGAAGACGAGAUAGCCAUAAAGACAGAAAUGUAGUUUGA
Messenger RNA from Arctia plantaginis, 2037 nucleotides. The record is from the annotation of a GenBank genome assembly. Lineage: Eukaryota; Metazoa; Arthropoda; Insecta; Lepidoptera; Erebidae.